This is a messenger RNA of Daucus carota subsp. sativus, 3743 nucleotides long. Its product is annotated as PWWP domain-containing protein 1. Lineage: Eukaryota; Viridiplantae; Streptophyta; Magnoliopsida; Apiales; Apiaceae. The record is from RefSeq and is a predicted model, not a curated record. The transcript has 2 exons. Bases 211 to 3696 code for a protein of 1161 amino acids.
UAAUAUCGUCCUCCCUUUAUCACUAAUCUAAAAACACCCAUCUCUCUCGCUGCGUCUCUCUACACAUCUCUCCCGAUAUCUCUCUCUACAAGCCCUAGGUUUAAUUUCUCAGUGAAUCAGCAAAUCCCAUGAAUUGAUUGAUACAGAGAUAUGUUUAUGCUCUCGCGAUUUGCGUGCUAGGGUUUCAGUUCGCUAUUAUUGCUCAAUUACAUGCUAUCAGUUAUGAAUAAUAAAGAUGAUGUAGAUACAGAUAUCAAAGAUUUAGGUGAAAAGAUUGUUGCUUUUGAUGAAUCUAGUGAUGGUAAUGAUAGUCUAGAUGUUAAAUGUAACGAUGGUGAUGAAGCUGGGGUUUCUGAAUUGAAGAAAGUUUCAAAAGAUAAGAUUUUGGGGGAAAAUGAGGGGUUGAUUGAUUGGGUUGGUGGCGAUGAGAAAGUUAAAAAAGGGAAGGAGAUUAGUGGUCGGAAUGACGAGAGUGGUCGGGUGGAGGUGAGUGAUAGUGGAGUGCGGAAAGGGGAGAAGGGGAAGGAGAGAAGGAUGAAAAGGGUUGAAAAAGUCGAGAAAUAUGAGGGGUUUGAGAUAGGGGAUUUAGUUUGGGGGAAGGUGAAAUCGCAUCCUUGGUGGCCGGGACAGAUCUAUAACGAGAAAUUAGCGUCGCCGGAGGUUUGUAGGUUGAAGACGGCAGGGUAUGUGUUGGUGGCAUUUUUUGGUGAUUGUAGCUAUGGUUGGUUUGAUCCUGCUGAGCUUGUGCGGUUUGACUUUGGUUAUGCUGAGAAAUCACGGCAGGUGAGUUCUAGGACUUUUAUUAGAGCUGUUGAAGAAGCUGUUGAUGAGGCGAGCCGGAGGCGGUCUCUGGGCUUGGCUUGUCGAUGUAGAAAUUUGUAUAAUUUUCAUCCAACAGCUGUUGAGGGGUAUGUUUCUGUUGAUGUUGGUGAGUAUGAGUCAGGUAGUGUAUACUCUGUUGAUCAGAUAAGAAGAUCAAGGGAUGAAUUUAAGCCUACCGAGGUGCUUGGUUUUGUGAAUCAACUGGCGUUGUCACCUACUGAAGUCAAGCAUGAGGCCAUAGAAUUUGUGAAGGAUAAGGCCACUGCUCUUGCCUACAGGAAAGCAGUGUAUGCGGAAUUUGAUGAGACCUAUGCACAGGCAUUUGGUUUAGAGCCUGAGCACCCUUCUCGUGCACAUAUGCUAGCCCUGAACCAGCUUCCAAAAGCAGCAAAUCCAGUUCCAUUAAGUGGCCCUCUGGUAAUUGCUGAAGUCCUUGGUAAGGGGAAGGGUUCUUCAAAGUCUAAUAAAUCCAGGGAGCGUGCAAAGAAGGAUCAGUAUCUAUUUAAGCGGAGAGAUGAAACAAAUGACUCAAAGACUAAUGUUCCUGUCCUUCCCGGCGAAGCUGCUUCCUCAGAGCAGCCAGUUUUUGUAGAUGGCUCUUUGGCAAUAUCAGCCAAUGAGUGCCCUUCGCAAAAAAAAUCAGCAAAGGUCUCUAAAAAGCACAAGGAUUCACUAAAACAGCAAGGAGCAGAAAGUUCAGUGAGAGGAGCAAUCUCAGAUCUGAGACAAGAAGCAGGUGGGAAAGGAGAUAUAAGGGAUGAUAAGCCUUCUGGCUUGGAGUUUGGCCAUUCUGACUCCCAUAUGAAUUCGGUUAAUUCUUCCAAUAAUAAACCAGUGGGUGAAGCUCCAUCUCACUCUUGCCAAGCGUAUGAAGCAAAAUCUUCCCAGAAUGAGGGAACGGUUGUAGGGCUGAGAAGUCAAGAGAGCUCUAGAUCUGAUUCAGUGGUUGAUGGCAAACAUGACAAAGCACCUUUAAUGACCAUUGCAUCUGUUGGAAGUCCUGAGCUGUCUUCGAGUCAAGCAGCUAAAACUGAAGUACAUGGAGAACAAGCUCAUGAUGGUGGUGUUGGACAUCCUUUGGGAACAGGUAAUGCAAAGUCUAAUAAAGAUGGUCUAGAUAUAAAUGAUGGCAUUCAAGCAAAGAAAGUCAAGGUCCGUAAGCGACCUGCUGAUAAAGUGAACAGUGAGAAUUCUGUGCCAUUGAUGAAGAAGAAGAGAAAGAAAGAAACAUUAAAUUCCGAAAAUUUGAAAAAUAAUCAGUCUUGUGGAGAAGUUGAGGCGUCAGUGGGGAGCAUAGCUAAAUCACCUGCGCAAGUUGCUACCGCCUCCCGAGAGGAGUUGCACGUGGAGCUUCAGGGGAAUGGAAGUAAGAUCACGGUCGAAACUAUUCUGGCACAGAAGAUGAGUCUAGCGGAGAAGAUAGAGUUGGAGUCUCCAGAAUUACUUCAUUCCUUGAAAGCUUUUGCUCGCAGUUACAAGGGAGGCAGCAACAGCUGUAUGGAAGCUGUUCGGCAAGCUUUCCUUAGAUAUCGUUCACUUGUUUUUGAAAAGAGCUUGGUCCUAUUGCCAGCUGACAGUGGGUUGGCCGAAACUCAUAUCAGUGAGCCUCCAACUGGUACCAAAACCGUUGAUAUCCCUGCUGAAGAUGUUAAAGAGAGACAAUUAAUCAAACCCCAUAGACAAGUGGCUAGGCCUGAAGAUCCAUCUAAAGGCGGGCUGAAACGGGGACCAUCUGAUCGCCAAGAAGAAAUUGCUGCAAAGAAGAAGAAAAAAAUUAAUGACGCGAAAGAAUUAAAAACAAUGAAGGCCAGUCAGAAAACUGUAGUUAUGCAGCAGGGCAAAGAAGUAAGCGGGCAGAAAAUGAAGUCAAUUAAACCAGCACCUCUCAAAGAAGCACGCGGGCCCACAAUGAAAUCAACGAAGCCGAAAGCUCUCUCAGAAGCAAGUGUGCCAACAAUGAGAUCACUUAAACCAGCACCUCUCAAGAAGACGGAGCCUUCCGCAAAAGCACCAGGUCCGUUGAUGUUGGUGAUGAAGUUUCCACCCCAAGGAACACUGCCAUCUAUGAUGGAACUUAAGGCUCGGUUUGCCCGUUUUGGGCAAUUAGAUCAUUCUGCUACACGUAUAUUCUGGAAGAGCUCAACAUGUCGUCUGGUAUAUCGACGCAGGGUUGAUGCAGAGGCGGCAUGUAGAUUUGCUUCUACUCAUAACUUGUUCGGGAAUGCUGAUGUCAGGUAUUUCACGCGGGAGGUUGAAGUUGCGGCAUCUGUAGCUGAACAGGGUAAAGUGCACAAGGAUGAUUCAUCAGUGGGAAACUCACAGUUGACAGAUUCAGCAGUUGAGCAAAGACCAGCCAGAUCCCUACCUCAGCGGACACUGCAACAACCAGGUCAGCCGAAAUCCAUCCUUAAGAAGUCAAAUGGUGACGAGACCAGUGGCACAAAUGGCGGUGGUAAGGGAACUCGUGUAAGAUUCAUUUUGGGUGAGGAAGAAACAGAUAGAGGGGGAGAACAAUCGAUGAUUGGUAAUAAGAACAUUAACAACAAUGCUAGUUUUGUUGAUGGUGGUGCAUCUUCUUCAACUAAUCAUGGAUUGGGUUUUAAUAGUAAGAAUAUUGUCAUUCCUACAUCUUCCUUGCCUAUACUUCCUGUACCUACUGCUGUUGAUAUUUUAAGACCGCCGAACUUUUUGAACCAUACUGAAUUAGCACCAAGAAAUGGUCAUAAUAUUAACAGUGUGAAUGCACCAUCCACUAUCCCAACUCCCCCUAAUGUGGAUAUCUCACAGCAGAUGAUGGGCCUUUUAAAUAAGUGCAGUGAUGUUGUUAGUAAAGUGACAGAUUAUCUAGGAUAUGUGCCUAUGCAUCCUCUAUAAAAUUGAGAAAAGUAGCAAGAGGGAGGGGGAGGAGGGGGAGGGGCAGG